Maudiozyma barnettii is the source of this 1134-nucleotide messenger RNA. It is a transcript of the gene SHY1, whose product is annotated as Shy1p. Gene Ontology annotation, biological process: mitochondrial respiratory chain complex IV assembly. The transcript has a single exon. Gene Ontology annotation, cellular component: mitochondrion; membrane. The record is from RefSeq and is a predicted model, not a curated record. Bases 1 to 1134 code for a protein of 377 amino acids. Lineage: Eukaryota; Fungi; Ascomycota; Saccharomycetes; Saccharomycetales; Saccharomycetaceae.
AUGUUUUUGGUUAGGGUUGGUCUUAAGAUAAGUCCGAGACAAGGAGUACUACUUCAUGUACUUCCGAAAUGUAGGGUUCAAAACGCAUCGCUUCUAACUUUGGGGAGAAGAUCUGUGGUUACAUCUACAAUUGAUUGGAACCCUAUUAAGACACAUCAUAAUCCCAAUGAUAAAGAAGAGAAACGGGGCUCCUUUGGUAAAAAUAUCGUGCUGGGAUUGAUGAUUGCUAUGCCAAUCAUCUCAUUCUAUCUAGGUACAUGGCAAUUAAGAAGAUUAGAAUGGAAGACUAAAUUAGUGACUCAGUGUGAGACUAAAUUAAUGUAUGACCCAAUCCCUUUACCAAAGGAUUUUUCCGUUGACAUGUGUGAAGACUGGGAAUAUCGUAAAGUCCGUAUUAGAGGCCAUUUCUUACAUGAUGAAGAGAGAUUUGUUGGACCAAGAUCCAAAUAUGGUGAGAAGGCGUAUGUUUUAUACACGCCCUUUGUUAGAGAAGACACUGGUGAGAAAUUAUUGGUGGAACGUGGAUGGAUCAGUGAACACAAAGUUUCGCCAGAUACUAGAACGUUACAUCAUCUAUCGUUACCUACAUCGACUAUCGAUCUAAUUUGUUUGGUGCGUCCACCAAAAGUGAGGGGUAGCCUUCAAUGGGAACAAAAUGAUAAGAAUUCGAGAUUAUGGCAGGUGGCUGAUAUAUAUGCUAUUGCUGAUACCGUUGGAUGUAAACCAAUUAAUUUCCAGGCUCUUUACGAUUUGAAGGAUCAUCCUUCUUGGAGAAGUGCUGAAAUUAAUAAUUUAGCUAAUAAUAACAAUUCUCAAAGUACAUCAUGGUGGAAGUUCUGGCAGAAACGUGAUGAAUCAAAUACCACACCUAAGGUUAAAACGUUUGCAACUGAUAAAGAUGAAAACUUGGAAUUCAAUGAAUUACAAUUGGUCAAAGCUGGUGUCCCUAUUGGUAAACAUCCAUCAAUUGACUUAAGGAACAAUCAUCUCCAAUAUUUAGUUACAUGGUAUGGUCUAUCACUUUUGAGUACAAUAUUCUUGGUAGUAGCCUUGAAAAAAUACUGGCUAGGUGGUGUUGUGUCGCAAUCUAAAUUAAAAUCAGAGAAGUUGAAAAAUGCCAAGAAGUAUAUGUAA